Bursaphelenchus okinawaensis is the source of this 3111-nucleotide messenger RNA. NCBI's taxonomy places the organism in Eukaryota, Metazoa, Nematoda, Chromadorea, Rhabditida, Aphelenchoididae. The record is from the annotation of a GenBank genome assembly.
AUGGUAUCAAAAUGUGCGCAGAAAGAAAGGUUUUACUAUGCUAUAUUAGAGUUCAUCUUCAAAUACCUUCCAGGGCUACUACUCGGACUAUGUUCGUUGGCUGUUUUUGGUAAGUUAUUACAUUAUAUAUAGUGAUAGAUAGUGAUGACUACUAUGAAAUAUACCUUGAGUUUUUAAAAGUAAUACUGCUUGUCAAAAGUAAUGUUAUGACACGUAUCUUGAAUGUCAUUAAAGUAUUAAAGUAAUCUUGUGAUUGCAGUAAAUCUGUUCCUUCUACUGAUUACCACUAUCGGUAUACGACGAAAGAAGGUACCAGCCAAGAGACUACUAUUCGUUGCCAAUAGAUCUGUAGUAGACGCCAUAGCAGCUGCCGUAUCUUUGGUAUAUCUUUACAAAGUAGAGAUACAAUGCGAUGUCAUUGAAUGCAAAACAGUCGCCUUUGUGCCAGAUAUUGCUAUGCAGGUAAAUAUUUUUACAUUUAUGUGACAAUACAUUCCAAACAAUUAUUUUUACAUUACAAUUGUUAUACAAUGUAUAUUAUUGCACCUAUAUGUAUAUUUUUAGCUAAUAUAACUAAGUAAAUAGGUACAACACAAAAAUAUUAACAAUCUUUUACAAAAACAGUAUUGUUAACACCUAUAAGUUACAUUUUCUAAAAAAUUGUGCACAGAACACACACAUAGAUAACAUUAUGUUCGUAUCUUCGAACAAAGGACCCUUCAGCAGAUUUACAAUGUAAAUGUCACAGAGUAAUCCUUGCUAAUUCAUGGAACUUUAAUUAGUCGAUGUGACAGAUUAGUAACUUUUUUGACAAUACUUUACGUAGAGUAAGAAUCAAAUGAUAUGUUCGUCUGAUGCCGUAUCAAAGUAUCAGAUUCUAAUACAUCAAACAUUACAGGAACAUGUUCCUGGCCAUAACAAAAAGAUAAUUCCUAAAUAUUAUAUAACCUCAAAGAUAGAACUCGAAACUCUAAUCAUAGCCAUAACCAAUUCAUUUUCAGCUGAUAGUAACCUUCAACUACUGGAUGUUGGCUGGCAGUUACUUUGGUAUCGGCAUGUUAACCUUCUAUGCCGUCCGAACACCACUACAAUACAAACUAUCUCUGAACGUAGCACGAGUAGCCAAGUUCAUAGCCCUCGGCUGGAUAGUAAUGAUCGGGUUACUGUGCCUUGUCGUAUUCGCUACCGAACAACAAACCAUGUUCGACUCGAACGGCAUGAUGUAUAUGAUGAGGAACCAAUACUACGGUCUUCUGGGCGAAUGGAUGGUGGCCUUGUGUGAGAAGGUAAUCGACAAGUCGAUGAUGGAGACUGGGGCCAUAUCUCUGAUCUUACCCAUCUGCAGCUACGUCACAACCCUGCUUAGUUACGGAUUUGUAAGUUUGUGGAAGGGAUUACAAUUUGGGAUUACUGGAUUCGAUACGGUUUAUCUGUUACUAAAUUCGAAUGGUUUUUGUAGGACUAAAAUAUCUGUUUAUGACAUUUCAGAUGAGAUUUUCAGAGUAAUUGUAAAGUGAUAUAGUUCCGUGUUUAAAGGUUUGGCUUUAUUAAUCAAUGAUUAAAGCGUUUUUGUAAAGUUGGUUUGACUAAGAAGCUGUAAAGUCAUUUCAAAAUGCACUUUAAAACAAACAGUCCUACAUUAAAAUUCUCAUAACAUUAACUAAUUUCGAAAUACAUAUCAUUUUAAAUCCUUUCAUGUUGCCUUAGGUUUCAUCAUGUUACUUUAGGUAGCUCUAGUACUGUUUCGCCGCCGCCAAGAUCGUCGCAACGUGUCUUCAUUGAACCGUGACCACACUGCCAUCUGGAGACUCGGGGUCCAUCUGGGUGUGUUCACCUUCAGUUUCUGUCUCAUGGCCGUAGCUUAUGCUGCCACCUUCCCCAUGGCCGAGAGCUGUCUGAAUUGGUCAGCUUUGUUGAUGGAGAAUCAUCAAGCUACCAUCGAUGGUCAUAAUGUUGACGAUGACAACUGUUCUUUGGAGCAUUUGUACGCGUUCACAAGAUACGCCGUAUUGACAUCGUUGGCGGGAGCUGGAUGGUUUCUGAGAAUGUCAUUGGACCCUUUGAUUGAUUGUGUAAGUAUUUUGUGUUUAAUCGUGUUAUCAUGUUUUUAAAUUAUCGAAAACUAUGAGUCUAAGUAGAGUAAGUGGCUAGCUACACUUGAGACUAGUAAUUGCAGACAGUCAAGUACUUAUAGUGCCUCACGUGGCACUUCAUGUUAUUAUGUUUGUACAUAAAAACUGAAAUUCUUAUAAUCCCAAUGUCAUGGAGUAGUAAGAAGAUAGUUCUGCCUAAUGAACUAUCUUACAAAGCUCUUAUAACAAAAGUUCAAAGCUAUAACUAAACACCACCUUUACCUGUUUUUAAGCAUCUGCAUGACCCAACGCAAUACCUUGGUAUCAGACGGCUAUUUCAGACACAGAUUACACAUAAAAUGGCAUUAGCAACGCAUAAUCCAUUGUCUUUCUAGGCUAAGAUGACAUUAUAAAUGUUAUGCAGUAUUUUGGAGUGAGUAAAAAGCGUAGGAAGAUAAGAUGUUUGGGUAUAUCUAUUUCCGUAUCUACAUGUCAUCGUAUUACGCGGUAAAUCCUGCAUAUUAUACUAUAAGUGGUAUAAUAUAUUGUUAUUGUGACUCAUAUUGCCAUGAAUCACAAUUUUAAUUUUAAAAAAGGUCAAGAGGAUACUGUAACAUGAGCCUGCAUAAAGGGUAAAGCAUUUGCGGUAAUCUUUUUAUUUACCCCCAGAAUACCUUAUUAAUUACGGAAAUGAGUGAUUAUGAUUGCAGGCUGGGGUUGCCGGUUAGAAUGCCAAAGUAGGAGUAACACAUCAAAGAUAUGUCACAACAAACAUUCCCAGUCAUAAACAACGUCCUUACUAAUUAACAACAAAAUUUAAUUAUAAAAUAAUAUAGACAGACUAAUAGUAGGUAGUUACAGUAAAAUCACACACAAUAACAUGUUAUCUUAACUAUAUGUUACACUAUACUAACCAAUGAUGUUUUAGGUGCUCGAUACCCACAUCAGAAGACUAGUGAUCGCUUCACGACCGUUGGAUCGAGCUUCUACCACCAUGCUUCUCGAGAACAGACUCUCGAACGAAACAGGGAAAGCGUGA